Plutella xylostella (diamondback moth) is the source of this 3313-nucleotide messenger RNA. Lineage: Eukaryota; Metazoa; Arthropoda; Insecta; Lepidoptera; Plutellidae. The record is from RefSeq and is a predicted model, not a curated record.
AAAACCAGUCAGCCUCACGUGCGCGAACGUGACGGGUGUGCCUGCACCGCCGCUCGCUCUCGCCGCCUACAGUCGCGCCGUGCCAAAUUAUGAAUCUAGUGCAACCCAGUGUGACGUAGUGGAUGUUGCUUGUGACCUGUACGUGCGAAACCUAACCCAUUCCAUUUAUAAAAUAGCCGAAUAAGUUGCGAGGCGGGAUGCGAGAGGUGAAUGAUCGUCGCCGCGGCGCCCGACUCUCGCUGGCUACUAUUGUUUAAGUGCCACGGAAUCUUGGUCCUUCCCAUCGUUUGCCAUCGUAACUCCAACAUACUUAAUCAAAACAAACAAAUUAGCGAUAUCCACUACGUCGACCUUGAAGUUAACCCUCAGCUUCAAAACCGAACAGAAGCCUUCGCUACAAGAAAGUGUUAGUGGCAAUGCUGACAAGUACUAGCCGGUGAGUGCAGUGAGUGUCAUGGCGCGGGCCGCCAUCUUGCUGCUGCUGUCAGUGCUGGCGGCUGCGCGGGCGCACUACACGCCGACGUGGGCCGUGCACGUCCCGGGCGGGAGGGAGGCGGCCGACGCCGUCGCCAACGAACAUGGGUUCGUCAAUCUUGGAGAGAUAUUCGACAACCACUUCCACUUCCACCACAGCCGCGUGUCGCGCCGCUCGGCGUCGCCUGCGCACGCGCACCACGGUCGGCUCGCCGCCGACGCGAGAGUGAGAUGGGCGAAGCAGCAGCGCGCUCUGUCUCGCAAGAAGCGGGACUUCCAACCUUUGUACAAUUUUUCUACUACAGCUGAGACCUACCCCCGCGAGGAGUGGCCGUCAUCAGCGUCGAAGCGGGACACGGGCAAGCGGGAGCCCAGCCGGGUGAAGGGACGGCCCCGGUCCACGGACUCCAGGUUCCAGUUCAACGACCCCAAGUGGCAACACAUGUGGUAUUUGAACCGCGGCGGUGGGCUGGACAUGAACGUGGUGCCGGCGUGGCGGGAGGGCGUCACGGGCAAGGGCGUGGUGGUAACCAUCCUGGACGACGGGCUCGAGACCGAUCAUCCGGACCUCGUCGCCAAUUAUGACCCAAUGGCGUCGUACGACGUGAACUCGCACGACCCGGACCCGCAGCCGCGCUACGACAUGAUCGACUCUAACAGACACGGCACGCGCUGCGCCGGCGAGGUCGCCGCCACCGCCAACAACUCGCUGUGCGCUGUGGGCGUGGCUUAUGGGGCUAGCGUUGGAGGAGUCCGCAUGCUCGACGGUGACGUCACGGACGCGGUGGAGGCGCGCUCGCUCAGCCUGAACCCUCAGCACGUGGACAUCUACAGCGCGUCCUGGGGCCCUGACGAUGACGGGAAGACCGUGGACGGGCCCGGGGAACUGGCGACAAGAGCGUUCAUCGAGGGGGUCACUAAGGGUCGCAACGGCAAAGGCUCGAUCUUCGUCUGGGCGUCCGGCAAUGGCGGCCGAGAGUACGACAACUGCAACUGUGACGGCUACACCAACUCCAUCUGGACGCUGUCCAUAUCCUCGGCCACGGAGCGCGGCGAGGUGCCCUGGUACUCCGAGAUGUGUAGCUCCACUCUAGCUGCUACGUACAGCAGUGGGGCUAUUAAUGAGAAGCAGGUGGUGACCACAGACCUGCACCACUCGUGCACGGCGGGGCACACCGGCACCUCGGCCUCCGCGCCCCUCGCCGCCGGCAUCUGCGCGCUGGCGCUCCAGGCGAAUAAGGAUCUGACGUGGCGGGACAUGCAGCAUAUUGUGGUCCGCACGGCGCGGCCCGAGCGCCUGAGCUCCGGCGGCGAGUGGCGAGUCAACGGCGUGGGGCGCAACGUGUCGCACUCGUUCGGCUACGGGCUACUGGACGCGGGUGGCAUGGUGCGACUCGCGCGCGCCUGGCGGACCGUGCCGGCGCAGAGGAAAUGCGAGCUGGCCGCCCCGCGCCCGCAGCGCGCCGUGCCGCCCCGGAGUCAUGUCACGCUGCAGCUGGACGUGGGCGCGUGUCCGGGCGUGAACUACUUGGAGCACGUGCAGGCGCGCGUGUCCCUGUCGGCGUCGCGGCGCGGCGACCUGCGCAUCACGCUCACCUCGCCCGCCGGCACGCGGGUCACGCUGCUGGCUCCCAGGGCGCACGACUCGUCCCGCGCCGGCUUCAACUCGUGGCCCUUCAUGUCGGUCCACAUGUGGGGGGAGGCCCCGCUCGGCAUCUGGCAGCUUGAGGUGUCCAAUGAAGGGCGAUAUAUGGCCGGACCGCUGACCCAGUGGGAGCUAAUAUUCUAUGGGACGGAAACACCGCCUCAUGAAGAGAGUGUGUCGCAAGAGAACAAUUCUUUGGAGCCAAAUCCUGAGAAAGCCAAGCCGUGGAGCCGGCCCAAGGUGGAAGAAGUUCCGCAUAACGCCAUCGAAGAUGACAUGGCGCUAGUGUGGCACGAUACUCAUACGGUCCGUGACAGCGGCUUGUCAAAAGCGGCCGAGAGCGAAGCGUCCACAUCUUCCGGCUGCUCCACACACUCGCCGCAGUCUCCCCUCCACUGCCUAGAAUGCUCCAAGGGUAUGCACUUAUUCGGAGGGCGGUGCUACAGAAAAUGUCCAGAAGGGACCUACGCCAGCGAGGUGUUGACGGAACGAAGCUCGAGGCGACGAAACUUCACGUAUCUCGAGGUUGGGCCCAAAAAGAAGAGGUUCCCCUUGAGCAAGACCGAAGCAGACGACAUGGAACAAGGACAAGUCAAGUCUCCUCUGAUCUGUCUCCCUUGCCAUUACACCUGUGCGGCCUGCACCGGCCCCCAGAACUAUCACUGCCAGACCUGUCCUGAAGACGCUCAACUGGUGAACCAAACUGAUACAGAGUUAAAGCUCUACUGCUAUCCAAGCGCAGUCGUCCCUCAGAUCACUGAAGCCAAUUGGCAUUACAAAAUGAACGUAUUUCUGUCUAUAGCUCUGUUUGUUGCCAGUUGCAUUUCUUUGUACUGCCUGCUGACGGUUGUCUUCAAAAAGUUUGGUUGUUGUCGCGGUAAGUAUGACUCUAACUUGAUGAUGUACCAUAAAGUGGCGCCAGAUGACAAGUCUAUAUCAGCGAUGGAAGUCGAGGAUGAGAUUCAUAAAGCGCUGGGUGAGUCUAGCGAUGAUGAAUCUGAGGAUGAUGAUUUAAACUUAUAGCAUCUAAUGACUUUUCGUCCAAACUAUUAUAAAUUGAUCGAUCAAACUUGUGUUAGUGAUUAACAAAUUCAGGGCUCGUCUUGUGAUAUUGUGCGACUGUUUAUUUUUCAAAUGACUAAAGUAGCAACUUUUAAGUAUAGGUAUAGAUUUAGUUGAUAAGUUUUGAUGAAU